AUGUCGCGCCUCUCCUCGGCCGCGGUGCUGAUCGUCCUGCUCGCCGUGGCGCUCCUCGAGAGCGAUCUUCUCAGCUGGCUCCGUGUCAGCCUCCUCGACGCGCUGCUCCUGCCGGCUCCGCCCACUCUGUCGCGCUUCGACCGUGAAUGCUCACGCCUCGCCGGCCCUGUCGGAGCCGAGGACGGCGUCCUUCUCGAUGGCGAUCCUCCCGUCGUCCUCAUGGGCGAGCUGGACGCCCUUUCUCACGAGUUCACCACCGCCGACGUGCACGGCGCCUCGGCGUCCACGAUUCCGCCGGGCCGCAUCUGGGCGCUCGAGAUGACUGCACAGCCGCGACUCACGCCGCUCGAGGUGCCUCUGCCUGCCGGUGCGACGACAAUGCACCUGCACGGACUUGGCUUGCACGGCGACGUGCUUUUUGCAGUCAACCACGCCUUUGGCAGCGGAGGCGAGAGGAUCGAGCGCUGGAGGGUGAGCCGUCCGACUGCCAAGGACGGGGCCGAUGCCGGCACGGCGGGUCAUCCGGUGGCGCUUUCAGCCUUGCCCCCGGUCACCGCCGCGCUCUUCCGGGACGUGCCCGGCGAGCCCGGCGAGCGGGCAACAUUGACGUCAAAGCUCAACGCCGCCAUCAACGACAUUGCUCCUGUCAGCCCGACAGAGUGGUACAUGACGCAAUUCGUGGACGAGCCGGCGUCGCACGAGGGUGCGGCGGCGGGCCUUCUCCCCGACCGCAUCGCCGCCAAGCUGCUGCUGCCUCGGCUUCGGCGCUCGCGCCUCUGGCACUGCUACUGCGACGGAGGGCUCGAGCCGCACCGGGACGGGCCAGCGACUUGCCGAGAGACGGCGUGCACUGCCGUUGGCCGCAGAGGUGUCGUGUGGAAUGGCGUCGCGUACCGGCCGGUGAGGCCGCGGUCUCCCGCGCGCGGCGGGCUGGGCGGCAGGCUCUACGUGAGCGACAUCUUUCGGCGGGUGGUGGUCGAGUAUGACGUCCUCGGCUCGGGCGCGUCCGCGCGGCUGGAGGAGAGGCGUUCGCUCCUCGCACCACACCUCAUCGACAACUUGCACCUCGAGCCCGCGGGUGGCGCUCUCUGGGCCGGCGCGGUGGGCUACUCGAGCGCCCACUUCUGGAGGCCUCUCGCCGCGCUGCUCGCCAACGCCUCGGCGGCGCACGCGGCGGCGCGUGCCGCUAGCCGGCCAAGCCCGAGGCCGCACACGCUACUGCGGCCCGAGGAGGGAGGGCCGCCAACGCCUCCGAUGCCGUCCGGCGCGCUCCGGUUCGAUCUGGCGACGGACGAGGCCAAGGUGGUCGGGAUGCAGGGGCGUCAUCUAGCCGGGGUCUCAUUCAGCAUUCCGGUGGGAGAUCGGCUGGUGAUGGGGAGCCCGUUCGACGACGGCGUCCUGGUUUGCCCGCGAGUGGAGCCUUGA
Molecule: messenger RNA, 1425 nt
Organism: Emiliania huxleyi CCMP1516
Lineage: Eukaryota; Haptophyta; Isochrysidales; Noelaerhabdaceae
Exons: 4
Coding region: 1-1425 (474 amino acids)
Source: RefSeq, a predicted model, not a curated record